AUGGCAGCCCUCUCUUUCCAUGCCAGGUCCAACAGUUUCCCUGCAGAAUCACACCCUCUGGUUUCAGAGAUUGAUGAGCAGGUCUGCAGAUUGAGACAAUCUCAAGCUGCUUCUACCUCAUCAUCCAUUUCCCACAAGCUGAAUGGCCUUCAGGAUUUGUAUGGUAUCGUUGACAAGUUGCUGCAGUUGUCAACAACUCAACAAGCCUUGGCCAAUGACCAGAAAUGCUUCAAUGAGGUGUUGGAAGGAUCUUUGAGGCUCUUGGAUUUGUGUAACACAGCCAAGGAUGCCUUGUCGCAGAUGAAAGAGUCUGUGGCUGAGCUUCAAUCUGCUAUUCGUAGAAGGCAAGGUGGUUUGGAAGGAGAAACCAGGAGAUACCUGAAAUCUAGAUGCAUGGUGAAGAAAGCAAUUCAGAAGGCCUUAAAGGGUAUGGACAGCAAGAAAUCCGUUUCAUCAAACAACAUUGAGACAGUCGCCAUGUUAAAGGAAGCUGAAUCUGCUGUUGUUGAGGUUUUGGAGUGCUUGUUGUUGUUCAUUUCUCAAACUAGCUCAAAGUCAAGCAGCUGGUCAUUAGUUUCCAAGCUGAUGACGAACCAGAAACCAGUUUGUCAAGAGAAUGAGUUUGCAGAUGUGGAUGCCUCACUUAAGAUGAACAAUUCUGCAGACGAAGUCCAAGUUCAGCUGAAAAGCUUGACAAACAAAUCUGGAGAAGAGGUCCAAGUUCAUCUAAAGAAUUUGCAGCCAUGCAUUCAAGACCUCGAGGAAGGAGUUGAGUGGCUCUUGAGGCGUGUCAUUAAAACAAGAGCUUCAAUUCUCAAUAUCCACAAUCUGUAG
Molecule: messenger RNA, 834 nt
Organism: Linum tenue
Lineage: Eukaryota; Viridiplantae; Streptophyta; Magnoliopsida; Malpighiales; Linaceae
Source: the annotation of a GenBank genome assembly